UCACGCAUCGAUUGAUGGGCUGCCCAAGAUGCGCAACACCCUGAUCUUUGCCGGCAAUUCAUGCCCAGUUCUCACAGGCCAGAUCUGUGAGAAUCUGGGUAUGCUACCUGCCAGCGCCGAGCUUACUAAGUUCUCCAAUGGCGAGACGAGUGUCAGAAUCUUGACAAGCGUCCGAGAGAAGGAUGUCUUUGUCGUCCAGUCUGGAAGCUCUAGCAUCAAUGACUCCAUCAUGGAGCUUCUCAUCAUGAUCUCGGCAUGCAAGGGCGGCUCUGCUAACAAGGUCACUGCCGUCCUCCCUUACUUCCCCUAUAGCCGUCAGUCCAAGAAGAAGUCCCACCGAGGUGCUAUCACGGCUCGCAUGCUUGCCAACCUGAUGGGUGUUGCUGGUGUCAAGCAUGUAAUCACCGUCGAUCUUCAUGCAUCCCAGAUGCAGGGAUUCUUCAAAUGCCCCGUCGACAACCUCCAUGCCGAGCCCAUCCUCGCUAAAUGGAUCCGCCACAACGUCCCUAACUGGCGCGAAGCGGUUGUUGUUUCCAAGAAUGCGGGAGGAACCAAGCGAGUCACGUCGCUUGCCGAUGCGCUCAAGCUCAACUUUGGAAUCGUCACCACAGAUCGGAAGCGUGUCAGCAACAUGACGGCUAGUAUGAUCAUGAGACACUUCGAUCAUAGUGUCGAUAGCCAACCAGCGUUGGAAUCGAGCCGACCCGUUCCCAACCGGGGCGCCCGUGAGCCAGCACCCGAGCGGGAGAAGACUCCUAAGAGGGAUGUUACUCCUCCACGAACCUCGCGGAUUGUGACGGAUCUGCAGGGCUCCCCUAAGCGAGUUAAUGGCUCGUCGGCCCGCACUUCUAACCUGAGUCUUGCCGAGUCCGCGGAUGACAAUGUUACACCCCCAGCUCGAUCGCCCGAACCAUCAGUGGACGGCGAGGCCGACUAUGAUGACCACAAGGCACACGAGGUCACACAUGGCCGCCUAGUCCAGGGCCGUAUUGUUGAGGACGACUUCCCCUCCCCUGAUCGAUCCGCCGCCGAUGUCAGUCUACAUGACGAGGAUCCCAUGACCAUGUCCCAUGCGUCAUCGUUCUUUGCCCCCGAGCCUCAAUCUCUUGGAGGAUCCGGUGAUGCGGCAGGCAGCUCCGAUGAGGAGGACAAUGCGUUGGAAAAUCCCAACGCCGAGCACAUGAUCACCUUGGUCGGAAACGUCAAGAACCGGACCGUCUUCAUCGUGGACGACAUGAUUGACAAGGCCGGGUCUUGGAUUGCUGCCGCUGAGACCGUGAUUAAGAAGGGCGGGGCCAAGAAGGUGUACUGCAUGGCGACUCAUGGCAUCUUUGGCGGAGAGAGUCUCGAACAACUGCAAGCAUGCGAGUGCAUCCACCAGAUUGUUGUCACCAACAGCUUCCCCAUUGAUAAGGACAGGGCACGCAACAUCAGCAAACUGGUGGUGCUCGACCUCUCGUUCUUGUUGGCUGAGGCCAUUCGGCGCAACCACUACGGCGAGUCCAUCUCGCCUUUGUUCCAACAUUCUGGGGACUAGACAGAUGGAACCUGCUAUACUCUCGCUCUCUUGUCUACCGCCAUGAUGCGACUGCACAAUCUGAGGCGGGUAAUGGCAUACUUCUUUGACGAUAUUCUUAGGGCCAUUCUUUUGGUGUUUUUCUUAGCGAGGCGUCUGGGGAAAGGAACAGCUGGUGCCCUGAGCAGGACUUCAUUCCUUGAGGGCUUACAAACAAAAGCAAAGUAGGUGACGAAUCACGACUACUAUUUCCCGGUCUUUUUGGUGCAGGAGCCUCUCGCGCGUGACAGUGUCCGCCUUUCGUUGUGCUGAUGUGAAUGAAACCGAGCUACAUGCUCACCCAGCGGUGCUGUCACUUGUUGACGGCAAGGGCCCGAUUCACCCCAGAAUGGGUUCUUAACGGAACGUUGGAAGAUGAAACUUUAUCGAACUCAGAAGGCCUGUGACCCAAGACCAUUCGUGGUCUCUCUUGUUCCUUCGGGGGCAAAUGGGUUUUGGGCAAGAGAACUUUUCGAACAUUCAUGUGAGCUUCGGCGAGAUGUAGAGGGCUUGACGGUUUGGCCACUGCCUCAUGGUAUGUCAUUCUCAGGAUGCACUGGACAAGUAGAUUGUCCGAUAGUGGUGGUAGCCCUGGAUUCAAACUUACGAAUAUGAAUAUACCUUGAUAUUCCGUCUU
Fusarium vanettenii 77-13-4 is the source of this 2192-nucleotide messenger RNA. RefSeq lists its product as uncharacterized. Gene Ontology annotation, molecular function: magnesium ion binding; ribose phosphate diphosphokinase activity. The transcript is spliced from 3 exons. The record is from RefSeq and is a predicted model, not a curated record. Gene Ontology annotation, biological process: 5-phosphoribose 1-diphosphate biosynthetic process; purine nucleotide biosynthetic process; ribonucleoside monophosphate biosynthetic process. Lineage: Eukaryota; Fungi; Ascomycota; Sordariomycetes; Hypocreales; Nectriaceae. Gene Ontology annotation, cellular component: ribose phosphate diphosphokinase complex; cytoplasm. The coding region runs from base 29 to 1537 and encodes 502 amino acids.